CGCCAGACCACUGCGGGUCAGUCUCACCUGUGUGCAGCUUUCCGCUACGCUAGUCCACCUCACCAGUCCACUCCAACGGCCCAUGUUGGACGGAUCGACUGCAAGAGUGUCCGCACGGAUUAUUUUUGCUGACGACGGUUAACGUUUUCAUAGUGCCCGCGAAUUAGCAUUAUUAACUAUGCUCAGUGAACUUUUAUCUACUCAUUUUUCAGAACAUAUCAAAUUCAAAUUUAAAUCUUAGAUAUUUGUAAAAUUUUACAAAACUAUAUCUUCUGCGUGAUUUUAGUGUUUACUUGUGACAACUUGAAGAUUUAAUAUUUAGUUGCCUCUGUGAUUUUGUAUUUUGUGUAACCUGUGGACAUUUAUUGUUUUAUUUAAAACUUUUACUAGAGAUCUCUGUAGUACUAAUUAAUUCUGUCGCGACUUUGUUUAACGGGACAUUGUUUAAUGCAUAAAUGUUUCUUCUUCUAUAGUAUUAUGUAAAAGUAUAGGAUUAUGAAUUUAUAUACAUAGUGUUGAAAUAAUCAAUUAAGAAAACAGUGUAUAAUUUUAGCCAUGAUGUAAAUCAUCUCUCUUGUUUCGAGUUGGACAGUACGCAUCGGAGUUGCCGAAACAGUGGGUGGCCAAUUGAUUCGUCUCUCCGUUACGAGGAUGAUGAUGAUGGACAUGGGCAUGUACGGGACCUAUGGCAAACCUGACUCAUAUACUAACUAUGUGUUCUCGGGUCAAGGAAAUCAUCACCAUCAUCACCAUCAACCUUCAUCUGUCGGCGGUCACGUGUCUGUGCCUCCUUCCCCGGAGGUAGCUCCAACUCAUUACUACCCCCAGACUGCAGUGGCGCCAUAUUCUUCAUCGUCUUCCGAGAGUUUCCUAACUGCUGACUCGGGCACGUCGUCCAGUACGCCACCUCAAGGCUUCUACUCUCCGACGGGUGCUGUUCUCCACGAAAAUGGUUCUACCACGGCGAUAAUCUCCUCAGAGAAUGGUUUGAGCUACACUAAUCUAGAUUACGCGUCAUCCUCAUCGUACGCGAAUCAACAGCAACAUGCAGUAGCUUCGGUGGACCCGCAUCAAAACUACCACGUUCAACAGCCUGCUUACCGAGAAGAUCCUCAUCAUCAUCAUCAUCACCAUCAUCUACCAGGUGGUAGCAGCCUCCAUCAAACUACAGUACCCUCAACUAGUCAUUCAAGGACGGAACACGAUCAGCAACUCCAUCAUCAAUCCUCUAGUCAUCACCAUCAUCAUCACCAUCAUCAUCAUCAUGAACCGGAUUAUCCAAUAACAGUUGGUGCAACUUCGAAUUAUCUUCAUCAACUAUCCUCCUCCGACGAAUCUUUGCAUUAUCAAACACAGAUUCAACAGAGCGAGUUUUCCACGCACCCUCCGGGACAUUAUAAAGAAGAGAGCUCGGACACAACUACCUAUCAUAUUUUACAGCAAUCCAGUCACCUUCAACAUCCCCAUCAGCAUGGGCACCAUCAUCAGCAACAGCAUUCGCACGCGCAUCAUUCGCAACAGCAGCAACAGCAGCAGGCGCAAGUACCCACGUAUAAAUGGAUGCAGGUCAAGAGAAACGUACCCAAGCCAGUCGCGACAAAAGCAAAUCCUAAUGUAAUCGAGUUUGGUGGUGGCGCAACUGCAGGAUCAAGCUCGUCCGUGUACGGAAGCACCGCCAGCGGGACAGUAAGCUGCAUCGCCGGUUCAUUAGCCGGUAUCGCUGGGGGCUUCAACAAUACAGGCCGUACGAACUUCACGAAUAAACAGCUCACCGAACUGGAGAAGGAGUUUCAUUUCAAUAAGUACCUGACGCGAGCGAGACGCAUCGAGAUUGCUUCCGCGCUGCAGCUUAACGAAACACAGGUGAAGAUCUGGUUCCAGAACAGGCGCAUGAAGCAGAAGAAGCGUAUGAAGGAGGGCCUAAUACCGGCGGAUAGCACGAACGUGACGCCUCUGAGCGGUGCCAGGAGCAGCAGCAAUUCCCCGACGGGCUCGUCCAGCCACGAAAUCGGCGGUCUCGGCUUGUCUAGCUUUCCCAGCGACAACAGUAGGGAAUCACCCCCAUCUUCCAAGGAUUGACGCGACUUUUGCUGCAGUAACGAACGGCAUUACGGUCUAUGAUUCAAAAACUGAUAGAUCUCCGAUCAUCGGAGCUACAAGUUUAAUAAGAAUCAUGACGAUUACUGCAGCCACAAGUCACUUAAUUCACUAUUUUAGGCUGCAUCAUGAGUAUAUAAUACGGCAAAGGAGUUAAAACAAAUAAUGUCAUUCUGUAUCCUGAAAGUAGAGGUAUGUGAUAUAUGUAUAUUCGGGACACAUCUAUCUUCCCGUUUCUAAACUAACAUUGAUAUAACAUUGAUUGUGCUCUCCAUCAUAUUAUACGAAUCAUAUGGAUUUAGAAGUGGCGAAGAAAAAUUACAGCUACAAAAAGAUAUCAGGAAAGAUUUCAUAUUAUAAUAAUAUUACAUCCCAUAUCUUUCUCUUUCUCUUUUCCAAAAGCCGUCUCGAUUCCAUACUCCUUUAAGCUCAUUAAGUUAGCUUAAAAAUACUAGAUUGUACAUUAAUUUCGCGUAUUAUUUAUUUUGCGUUAUCUUAGUUUCCAAUGCGCUUUGUAAAAUUGUAUAAGAGUUUAAAUUCUUCCUACAAUUUACAUUCUCUUUAAAGUUACCAUGUACCUCAGUUCAUAGCGAUAUUUAUAAGUAUAAAUAAAAAUCCUGAUAAUCGCGCAAAUUGUUUAUUAACAUUUCGUUAAUUUUUAUAACUUU
This is a messenger RNA of Monomorium pharaonis (pharaoh ant), 2765 nucleotides long. Its product is annotated as homeobox protein Hox-B1a. The coding region runs from base 652 to 2079 and encodes 475 amino acids. The transcript has 2 exons. Gene Ontology annotation, molecular function: RNA polymerase II cis-regulatory region sequence-specific DNA binding; DNA-binding transcription factor activity, RNA polymerase II-specific. Gene Ontology annotation, biological process: regulation of transcription by RNA polymerase II. The record is from RefSeq and is a predicted model, not a curated record. NCBI's taxonomy places the organism in Eukaryota, Metazoa, Arthropoda, Insecta, Hymenoptera, Formicidae. Gene Ontology annotation, cellular component: nucleus.